CGCUCCAUUGUGCCCUCACUCGAGCCGCGCAACGCGCAGCACGCGGACCGGCAAACGUGACGUUCUCUCAGCCGCGUUUACAAUACAGCUUGUAUAUCGGGCGAUUUUUCGACUAUUCUCCUGAAUUUUCGAGGAACCAUGGACGACGAGCUCGACUGAACCGAGUCGAUACGGAUAGUGUGCGCAAGAGCGAAGAAAGUGUCCGCAGAUAAAAUCAGGAGUGAAAGAAACGAAUUUGAAUUUUUUUUUCAUAGAGAAAAACUUUGAUCAACUUGAUAAAACUGAAGACGCAACAGCGUCGGCAAACAAGAAGACGGAAAUCCUGCGAAGAAAUUUAAAACUCCCCGUUGAUGAGCAGCGGCAAACUCGCGCCGCAAACUUCCGAGACAGCAGCAGAAGAAGAAGAGGAGGUCGCCGGCGACAGGUGACGGGCGCGUUGUUCUUCUCUUAACUGAUUGACCGAGACACGACAACGAUGAGGGACUCGAGGUUCGCAUCGGCUCUGCUGGUGCUACUGGUGAGCGGAGGAGUUUUCUCGGCUGUGGUGUUGCCCAGACCGCCAUCUUCGCCGAACUACAUUCCCCAGGAGUACGCUGGAAUCGGUCAGGAGGUGGCUAAGGGAUACAACGCGGAGAAGGCGAUGUACCAGAGCACCAAUGUCGAGAAACCCGAUACUCAGGAUUACAGGUUCCUCGAGAUCGAGGUGCGCGACGCCGACAACGUCGACUCCCUGGACCUGCACGGUCUGGUCCAGGCGGUUCUCGACAACCGCAACAACCCCCAACACUCGCUCCAGUCGCCUCUGCUGAACCACCACCGUCUAGACCUGGCAGCCGAGGACGAGGACGACGAACUGGAGGAGCGUCGCAACCAGACCUAUCCUCAUCCGGAGGUCGUUCCACACUCGAUUUUGGGUGUCCGCGACGUCGGAUUCGGUCCCAGCCAGAGACUCUUUGAGCCCACGUCGCUGGAUCUCGCCGGAAGGCCUCAGCACUACCUGAUCAGUCCGCCCCAGGCCACGAAGAACCUGGGCGACGAGAAGAUGUACUAUCUCAAGAGCGGCAGACCCAAGGUGUACGUGAACUUCAGGGGAAAGACCGGUAAUUUCAGACAGGACACCGGCGACUCAAGGGUCACCAUGAGGUUCGAGCCGGCGGCUUUCUUGAGGGCUACCCAGCCUUAUCACAUGGAAAAGAAGACGAAGUCUCCGAAAUCCCCACCGAAGAAGUACAACCCAAGACUCCACGGCUCGACGAGCAGUCUAGACCAAACGACGGAGUCCACAGCGUCGACGUCGUCAGCCACGACGACGGCCUCGACGACAACGGAAAACGCGAUGGUGACGUCGAGCGAAUUGCCGAAACAGAUCCCAGCACCGCCGAGUCGAAUCCCGUCCCGGUCGCCCAUCGCCCACACGACGCCCGUCCAGAGGUACACCGCGCGCAGGACCGAUAUCUUGCCCGGCUACGCCUUCGCCGAUUCGUAGACUCAAAGGAAGAGAUAAGAGGACGUGGAUCUUCGAUCGCGGCAGACGCUAUGCUGCGUAAGAAGGCUUCGUUAUUGUGCAGUAUUGGCAGAUGAUAAGGACUCGUUUCCACGUUUUCGACGAGUUUUUAUUGUAACAAAAUUGCAAAGUACUGCCUGCAUACAAUGUAAAACAUUAAUCGUAAUUGAACGCAUAGAUAAGUCCACUUUAUUUAUAAUUGAAAAUAUUUCCGACAAUGGCAAUUUAUUGGAGGCGUUAGAUUCUUCCGUGCAUUUUUCGCAGUCAUGAAAUACGAAAUCGUUUUGGGAAUCCUCAAAUAAUUUUGGAAGUGUACAUAGAACAGAAAAAUGUGCUUAAAAGAUAUCCCGGCAAUUUUGAACGUACUAAUAAUUACAAAAGUAUUCGCACGUAAUAAUAUUCCAUUUAGUUGAACGUAGCGGUUCGUAAAGCAAAUUUAUUUAAAAGAUGUGUUUUCUUUAUUGGUGCGUUUAUUAUUAACUUGUUAAUUUCUUAUAUAUUUUAUUGUGCGUACUAUAUUAUUGCGUUUAAAUUUAUAUAUUUUAUUAUUGGUUAUCGCGAAGAAUAUUCGUUGAUACCUAGAAGAGACGAGUGUAAGAAAGAAUAAUUAUUUUUAAUAAAUCUUACGAUACAAGUACUGUUUGGGUGAACAUUUGUAUUGGCGAUGUUAAAGAUCGGUCUUUGUCGUUUGUUGUAUUUACAUGAAACGAAAAUUUCGGUAUGAAAUAGAUACGGAUUUUAUAAAUCUAUGAUGUAUCAGUUACUUGGACCAACCAAUAAUUUUAGCUGUGAUUCCAACAUAGAUUUAUUUUAUACGCGUUGAUGAAAACAUAUCUUGUACGAAAACUACCUGGUACUUAUUUAUAGAUUUAAAGGCGGCUGAUGUAUUAUAGAAAAAGUUUUAAUAUAUUGAAUACCCAGAAGCUAAUGUAUCGGAAUCGAUAAUUACGAUGAAAUUACGUUAACCAAAUAAAGUUUAAAUAGUUUUUAAAGUUUAUCGUAA
Molecule: messenger RNA, 2507 nt
Organism: Nasonia vitripennis (jewel wasp)
Lineage: Eukaryota; Metazoa; Arthropoda; Insecta; Hymenoptera; Pteromalidae
Exons: 4
Coding region: 476-1486 (336 amino acids)
Source: RefSeq, a predicted model, not a curated record